AUGUCGAAAGUCGUGCGCAGCGUGAAAAACGUCACCAAGGGUUACUCCGCCGUUCAGGUGAAAGUCCGAAAUGCGACGAGUAAUGACCAUUGGGGCCCGACCGGGACCGAUAUGGCAGAAAUCGCCUCUCUGACAUUUGGCAGCCCGACAGACUUCUACGAGAUCAUGGAUAUGUUAGACAAGCGGCUGAACGAUAAGGGCAAGAACUGGCGCCACGUGCUGAAGUCGUUGAAGGUACUCGACUACUGUCUCCACGAAGGUUCUGAACUCGUCGUCACAUGGGCCCGGAAGAACGUGUACAUCAUCAAGACCCUGCGCGAGUUCCAGUACAUCGACGAAGACAGCAGAGAUGUUGGUCAGGAUGUCCGUGUUGCUGCCAAGGAACUUACCGCCCUUAUCUUGGAUGAAGACCGACUGCGCAGUGAACGAUCCGACCGCAAGCUCUGGAAGUCCCGGGUAAGCGGUCUCGAUGACCACCAUGGUGGCCACGGAAAUGGUGUGCCGCCACAACGAAGAGAGCGACGGGACCGUCGGCGCGAUGACGAGGAUGCGGAGUACCGCUUGGCAAUCGAAGCAAGCAAAUACGAGGCGGAAGAAGAGCGCAGGCGACGAGCGCAGUCUCAGGGCAACGGAGAAGAUAACGACGAGGACCUGGCUAAGGCGAUCAAGCUUAGCAAGGAAGAGGAAGAAUUGCGCAGGCGCGAGCUGGAGGAAGCCAACGCCCAGUCUCUGUUUGACGAUAGUAAACCUGCGGCCCAGCCGCAGCCCACCGGCUUCAACCAGGGUUAUCAGCAGCAGAGCGCGGUCGACUGGUUCGGCAACCCGAUCAACGCUCAGCAACCGCUGACGACUGGAUACCUCAACAACCAAUAUGCGAACGCGACCGGAUUCCAGGGACAGGCUACCGGCAUGAACGGAUAUUCUAACGGUUUCCAGCCGCAGCCCACAGGUUACAGCCAGAACCCUUAUGCUCAGAACAACUUUCUGCAACCUCAGGCUACCCUCCAACCUCAGCAGACCGGUUUUAGUGCCAACAACCCUUGGGGCACGGAUAUGUUUGGUCAACAGCAGCAGCAGCAGCAAGCGCCACAGCAGGAUGGCAUGCUAUCACCAGGCUCCAACAACCCAUGGGCUAACAACCAGCCUGAGGCUCUGAAACCCAUGCCGACUGGCUCCAACAACCCAUUCGCCGCUCGUACGCAGUUCCACCAAGCCCCAAGGCCCUCUACGUCGGGCGCUCCGUCCCUCAACACCCUGUCAGAGAACCGAGCGACGAACCAAUUCUCAAACCAGUUCUCCAACCAAUUCUCGUCCUCGCCGAACCCCAUUGCGAACUACCAAGCACCUCAAUCACCUCAGCAGACGCAGACUUUGGCGCCGCCUAAACCCGCGCCCCAGAUGGACCCUCACGCUGCUCGUUUGAACGCUCUUUUGGCCACCGGCGAGGGCCAAGACACAUUCGGCAACACCGGUGACCUGCGCAUCCCCGCGCAGCACACAGCGCCUGGCACCUUUGUCAACUCCGCGGGCCAGGGCUUGGACCGAUUAAGGGCCACGCACACCGGGAACAACCCGUUCUAUGCCCAACAGCAGCAAUUCGUGCCGCAGCAGACCGGCUAUCUUCAGCAGCCCAGUAACCCUUGGGGAGGCCACCAGCAGCCGCAACAGGGUGGCAGCCUGAUUGAUUUGUGA
Aspergillus mulundensis is the source of this 1692-nucleotide messenger RNA. RefSeq names its product epsin. The record is from RefSeq and is a predicted model, not a curated record. Lineage: Eukaryota; Fungi; Ascomycota; Eurotiomycetes; Eurotiales; Aspergillaceae. The transcript has 4 exons. Gene Ontology annotation, molecular function: phospholipid binding; clathrin binding. Gene Ontology annotation, biological process: actin filament organization; endocytosis. Bases 1 to 1692 code for a protein of 563 amino acids. Gene Ontology annotation, cellular component: plasma membrane; endosome; clathrin vesicle coat.